GGAGUAAAAAAAACUUAAAGGAAUUGAACUUUGAAGAGAGAGUUCAAGAGGGCGUGAAACUGUUGAGAGGUAAACGGGUGGGGUCCGGGCAGUCUGCCCGGGGGAUUCAACUCGGCGGGUUAGGGACGGCCGCUCGGUGUGUGGGGAUCACCUUGUGGGACCCCUCCCAGGCGCAGGCUAACCACCACUCGACAUCAUCACACCAACCCUAGCCCCGGAAAUCCAAAUGCUAACAAUAAAACAAAAGUCGGAGGUUCAAACUGCAUCAGGGAGAGUUACGUACACCCUGGGCUGGAUUCAGGUUUCGUGUACUGAAUUGAAACAUGUCAAUAUUGGGGCCUGCACCACAGCAGCUGGCAGGGGCAUCAGGGCACGCACCACCACCACCACAGCAGUUGGCAGGGGGGCCAGGGACUCCACCACCACCACAGCAGCGGCAGUCAAAGGGGCAAGGGCCUACACCCCAGGGGGCCAGUGUCCCGGCUGUUCCCAGCGGAAAAAGGACCUGCAAUUUGAAGCACUCGACAGUUGAGGUGGAGGUGAAAGAGCAGGGGCGGGAGGAGGAGGAAGAGCCCCUGCGGGUAGAGGAGGAGGAGGCCACGCAUGCAGUGCAUGCCUCCGAGGAGAAGGAGAGCUGGAGCGAGAAGGAGGGCCAGAGCGGGGGCGUAAGGGAGGCCAUUGAAAAUAUCAUGGCCGAGCAAGCCUUUAAGGGCCAAAGCCCCGAGAGGCUGCCAUCACCAAGCAAAGGCCCAGAGAGGCUGGCGUCAGCAGUCCAAAGCUCAGAGAGGCUGGAAUGGGGGCCAAAAGCCCCAAGAGGAGGGCAAGGGAAGGCCUAA
Molecule: messenger RNA, 836 nt
Organism: Notolabrus celidotus (New Zealand spotty)
Lineage: Eukaryota; Metazoa; Chordata; Actinopteri; Labriformes; Labridae
Product: proline-, glutamic acid- and leucine-rich protein 1-like
Exons: 3
Coding region: 324-836 (170 amino acids)
Source: RefSeq, a predicted model, not a curated record